AUGGAUGAUGUAUUUGAACAAGUAUUAGUUAAAAAAAGUGAUGAACUUCAUUCUCGUAUACGAUCGUUAAUUGAAGAUUUAAGGAAUGUCAUUCACGAUAAUGACUUCAAUAAUCCAGCCAAAAUCAAAUAUUCAAGGGAAAUCUUUUCUAGUUUACAUUUACUGGUUAGCGAAUUUGAAUCAUCUCCCAAACUUUUAGAUCUCAAUUUAGCGGUCUAUAUAGAAUCGUUAGCUGACUCGUAUUUGUCGCUAUAUUCAUGUGAAGUUGACAAUGAUGUUAACAAACAUUUAGAAUAUGGGAUAGCUGGGAUUAUAUAUGACUUUUCUAAAAUAAGGGGAUUCAAAUUCAUCACUAACUUUUUUUCAAGUGAUGUUUAUUCAAUUCCCAAACUAUUAGAAUUGACUGAAAAUACAAGCUUAAAUGAAAAUGAAAUAUUUUUGAUCUUAAUAUGGCUUUCUAACCUAGUUCUUGUUCCAUUCCCUCUUACCUUAAUUGAAGAAGAUUUACCAAAUAGGUUGCUUACAUUUGGUUUGGGUUGUCUUGAAAAGCAUUCUAAUGCGUCUAAAAACCAAUCAGUUGCACUGAUUUUAAUAUCCAGACUCAUUUCAAGACAGGACUUAAUACAUGAUGGUAUGCUUGAUUUCUAUUUUAAAGAUAAGGUUGUACCUAUCUGGAGCUCAUUGUCAUAUAACAGCGGCUCAAUCAAAUUGGGACACACGAUGGUGAUAAAUAAGUUAAUGAAGAGAUGCUCAUUUGAAGUUAUGCGUAGAUAUUUGGAUACUAUCCAUAAAGAAGUCAUUUUAGUUGAUUUGGUAAAUCUACGUACACAAGAAGAGUCUUCUAUGAACGAAUUGAAUAACCUUAAUAUUUUGUAUAUCAUUAAGAUAUUGAACAAACUAACCAAAUUUUAUUUGCAUCUGCCUGAAUCUGGGAAAUUCUUGCAGACUUCUAACAUAGUGAAUAUUUUGCUUCAUGAUGUAAUGGGCAUAAUGUUAGAUAGAUUUGAUACUAACUUAAGAUAUGCAAUGGCAAAGAAUUUGAGUAAUAUAUGUUCCCAGCUAUCAGUGCAAGCAAUGAAUUACCAGGAACAAUUAGUUACGUAUCUUAUAGAACAAUUAGAAAUCCCUGACAUUGAAAUUCCCUAUUCCCCAUAUGAAAAAUCAAUUAGUGGUUCAAACCGAUUUCAAGCCGAUUUAACGAUUAAUUCCGAUAGCAUUUCUAUAUCAAAGUACCAUACCAUUUUGUUAUUCUUCGCCUAUGUAUCGCUCAAGAAAUCGUUACCAUAUCAUUUAAUUCUGCUGAUAUUGAGCAUUGUGCAUAAAACUCUAUUUAUUCAGCAAAAGCGAGUAACAUCUGUUUUGGGAACUCAAGUACGGGAUUCUUCGUGUUUUAUCGUAUGGUCACUAUGUAGGAUGAUAAAAAUAGAUACGUUCAUUGCAUUGAAGAGAGAGAAUCAGAAUAUGAUGGAAAUUAUCUUAUAUGACUUGAUGAAGGUUGCAAUUUUUGAUUUUGAUCUUACAAUACGAAGAUGUAGCGUGGCAGUGAUCCAGGAAUUUGUUGGGAGAUUUGGUAAUAACUUAUUCGGGCCUAAAUUUAGCUCUGGAGAGAAAACGGGUCUGUUUAUAAUAAAGUUAGUUGAAAUAUUUAAUAACCAAUCUCUAGGCUCUUUAAAUCUGUCAUACUCGAUGAUUCAUGAGCUUAUUCGUAUCGGAUAUAAACCAGAUAUUUUUAUUUCUUGCUUAUUAAAUAACAUACAAGACGAUGAUAACAGCUUUGAUGUGAAAAGGUUGAAUUCUUAUCAUUUGGCUAAGAUUUACAAAGACGAUAUGUCCACCGAUUUCGAUUUUGACUUUUUAAAAGACUUUUAUAGUACGAACUCUCUUCAAACAUUAUUGUCAACUCUCACCAUAAGAAUUUUAGAGUCAGGUAGCUCGCUAUAUGCCUUUUCCGAACUUGCAGCAAUUUCGCCUACCACUUCGUACCGCUUUGUUUCUGAGGUAGCAAGUUACUUAGAGGAGAAUUUCAAGUUUGAUCAUCAUCAUGACACGAAUGAAAAAGCAGAAGGAUACAUAAAGUGGAUAAAUUGUUGUAUGAUAAUUAAUUUUCCAAGGAUCAGCUUUAAUGCGGUAUGGAGAGAAAUAUUUAGUAUAGUGAAAACUAAGUAUUCUUUUGGUAUAGCAGAAGAGUUUAAGAAAUUCUUUAACCUUCUUUCUGAAAGAAAUGAGAUAAUCUCAUUUGAUUUGACAGGUUUAGCUCGUAUGGUUGAAAAUAACAACUUUAUUGUUGCACAAUCUUUGUUUUAUUAUCGAAAUUUUUCAAGCAACGAUAAAUUCUUUUUGAUUAAUUUAAUUCAAGAGAAGGGAAUCGACUGUGAUACCAGGUCGAUCAUGAUUGAAAGCUUGAGUGAAAACUUGGAAAAAUGGGAUCUUGACUUCUCUAAUUUGUCAAUAUUAAUCAACAUGUUAGAUGAUUAUACUAUAACGAAUCAAGGAGAUGUUGGCUCGAAGGUAAGACUUUCCACGAUAAACUUAAUAAGAAAUAAUGUAUCAAUAUUUAUUCAUAAAAUGGAUGAGAUUGAAGUCAAACUAUUGAGAAUUUCAGGAGAAUUAAUAGACAAGCUAAGAAUUGAAUCCACCAAACUAAUUAGCAUGAUAAAAAUGAAGCCAUUUCUGGAUAUCGACAACAGCAACAACUACAAGUUCUUGUUUGAAUACUACAGAAAUGAGGUAUUAGUAAAUAAGGACCAAUCUAAACAUACGGCUGAGCUAUCGAUUAACUUUUGGCGAGGAAUUGUAUUCAGCUUAGGUGCAUUGACUAUGACCACCUCGAUCACUAAUGAGGCUUUCCUCCAACUACUUGCAUUCUUAGAAUCCUUAAAUGAAGAGGAUUAUGAUUUUGUAUUUAAGGAAUUUCUAAAAUUAUUAAGAAUACCGACUGGAAGGCCAGUAAACACUUUGAGUACUAGAGAGCUUAAGGUUUAUAUGAUGACACUCAACGUAAUUGUAAAAUUAUUUGAAUCUAACACAGUGUUUCCGCUUAACUUUGAUUAUCAGCUAUUAUAUGUAAGAUGUUAUAACUUGCAUAUCAACACAUCGAAUGUCUUGAGAAUAGGUAUAAUAUUAAAGAUUUUCCAAUACUUAGGAACGUUACAAUCGCAAACCGAAGUAAAACUCAAAGCUCAAACAAGGGUAUGCUGGUUAUGCUGUCACCAUCCUCUUGAACGAGUUAGAAGCAUGGGUAGCGAGACGCUUUUCGAAAUUCUUAAUGAAAUAUCCCCCAACAAUGAUUGUAUAUCCAUGUUAGACUCCGUGGAUUGGAAAGAUUCACCUACAAAUUUAAAAAAAUAUUUCAAAUACUUCAAGCAAACAAUUACAACCCUAUAG
Molecule: messenger RNA, 3384 nt
Organism: Debaryomyces fabryi
Lineage: Eukaryota; Fungi; Ascomycota; Pichiomycetes; Serinales; Debaryomycetaceae
Exons: 1
Coding region: 1-3384 (1127 amino acids)
Biological process (GO): post-chaperonin tubulin folding pathway; microtubule cytoskeleton organization; tubulin complex assembly
Molecular function (GO): GTPase activator activity; beta-tubulin binding
Source: RefSeq, a predicted model, not a curated record